Molecule: messenger RNA, 1536 nt
Organism: Aspergillus chevalieri
Lineage: Eukaryota; Fungi; Ascomycota; Eurotiomycetes; Eurotiales; Aspergillaceae
Product: fungal specific transcription factor domain-containing protein
Exons: 2
Coding region: 1-1536 (511 amino acids)
Biological process (GO): positive regulation of transcription by RNA polymerase II
Cellular component (GO): nucleus
Molecular function (GO): DNA-binding transcription factor activity; transcription cis-regulatory region binding
Source: RefSeq, a predicted model, not a curated record
AUGGUGUCUAACGAAAACGAAUCCGGCGGGAAGAUUCCCAAUGCCGAAUCUAUCAGUGCCCUAGAUCAGAUCGAUGUUGAACCAUGUUGGGAUGAGAAUUCCCUGGCUCUGGACUUAUCGCUGGACCCGGUCCUCGAAGUUCAAGACGAAAACGAGCCGUGGAAUGAUGACCCGUUCGAGUUCCCAACGCUUUUCCCCGGAGUACCUGGGCCCAUGGAUCUAACCCCGGAUGCUUGGGAACUACUCUCGUACUAUCGGGAUCGGGUGAUUCCUCUGUUAUCGCCACUGAAUAGUGCCCACCACAAGUCUCCGUGGAAUCAUCUCAUUCUUCCAACGGCCAUGAACGUACUGGCGGAGAAGUCUAUGGGGGUUACUGUAACCGCAACGCGAUCUGCUUUGCUGAAUGCCAUCUUGGCGACCAGUGCGUUUCACCGACGAGUAUCAGGGGGUGAAUAUUGGCAAGUAACGUCAGAGUCCUAUCAGAAGCAAGCCGAGCAAGACCUCUUGGGUGGCUUUCAGAGGGAAUUAGGGUCCGCGCAGAAGCGAGUGAAGUACAAGGAAGUGCUCAUGGCACUCGUCAAUCUGGCGACAUUGUCGGUUUUCCAAGGCGAACCAGACAAGCUGCUAGCGUGCCUGUUGAUUGCAGAGAGGUAUAUUCGCACCAAAGGAUUGACCAAGCGCCGCCUGUCGCGCAAAGUCCGCCUACUACACCAUUGCUACGCUUAUUUGCGCAUCAUCAACGAAACAGUGCUGCUACCGGAUAUUGUGACUGACAAGGGCCACGAGUUGCAGUCCAUCCUAGACGCUCCUGGACCACCGAGUGAGGCGCCACUCCGGAUCACCAAAUGGAUGGUCGUGCCCGACUUUGGGCUCAGUAGCGCCAAGGAUUUACAACUGGGUCAAAAUGACCUGCAUCUGGAGUUCCCCGGACGGUGGGAUCUCACGAUGUAUCCUGAGAUUUUUGGAAUUCCCGAAUCUUUCGUCGGGCUGGUCUCCCAUAUUACCCGACUGGGGAAUGAACGAGAUCGCCUUCUGAACGGCAGCCCUGCCGACAACGGGUGCACACCAACAAUGCGCGACUUUCUACUGCGGGCCAAGUUGUUGGAUGAGCAUGUGUGUCGGUGGGAGCCACCGUCCGGUCCUCAUCACUUCAUGUUCUGCGCCAUGCAAAAGGCUCUGUCUAUCUUCUUCUACCGACGCGUGUAUGACGUGGACGUGACAACCCUACAACAUUCCGUGCGGCAGGUCCGAGAUUUGCUGGCACAGAGCCAAACGUGGUAUACCGAAUCGGGACAGCGCGGUGUCUUCCCCGUGUGGCCGGCAUUCGUCACGGCGUGCGAGGCAUUGAGCCCAGAUUUGCAGGAAUUCUUCCAAACAUGGUUCGAGCAAGGCUUUCAGCAGGGAGGGUUGGCAUCAUUCCGACUGGCGGCAUCGAUAGUGCGGGAUGUCUGGGGCAAUCGGGCGCAGGUGAGGGGCAAGGCUGUGCACUGGCCAGAGAUAAUGCGGUCGAAGAAACUGGCGAUGGUGUGUAUGUAG